AUGGCUCCGAGUCUGCCCGGUAGUUCUAUGCCCGGGAUGGGCCUGGGUCUCCGCAGUUUCCUCAUUAUGAUCUUAUAUGGUUUCCCCCAGACGUCGCUGUCCACCUUAGCGAUUAAGUCGGACCAGCACCUCUCCUUGGCGGAUUUGAUCGCGGUCGCCAGAGAUCGCCGCAGCUCUUUCCAGCGUUCGAGUGAUGCACGGCUGCCGUCCUCGCCGAGCCUCUUCCGUGUCCUCUGGUGGAUUCUCCUCGCUUUAUUGCACUCUCCUCUGAUCAGGCCGAUUUCGCGGCUCCACCAGUGCACCGGCUGUUUUCCUGUGAAGGUCCUGGUUUUUUUCAAGCACUUGUCCGCCGACUGCGUAAUCCAGGUCACUAAAGUGCUCGCCUCCAGUUCCGCUGAUUGGAGCUGGUCGUGCGGUGGCAGGUGGGUGAGAGCCAAAGAAGCCGUCAAUAACUCCGGUUUAAGUGACCGGGUGGACCAUCCAGAUGGCUUCCGGUCAAUUUCCAGCCGCCGAGGGAGCGUUGAUUUAAGCGUGAAGCUAAUGUACUUGUGGAGGCUGAGUGACUCGCUGUCCAGAACCUUCCAGUCUGCCACUCUGCCCCUGAUAGUGUUGGAGACGAGAGUAACAUCAAUGUGUGACUCCGACUGGCCGCGUACAAACGUGGGGGAGUCGCCGCUGUUGCACGCGUGUAAAUCUAAGGCGGACAUCAUGUCUGCGAGAAUGACACCUCUCUUAUCUUCCAUCGGGCUCCCCCAAAGCCUCGACUUGGCGUUGAAAUCACCUGCCACGACGCAGGGGAGAGCCGAUGACCUAAUGCUCCGCUCUAACGUCCGCCUUAGUAAUACUUCUAGGAUACAUGACAAUGUGCGACGGCCGAGUUAUAUAGCUGCCCUUUAG
Macrosiphum euphorbiae (potato aphid) is the source of this 897-nucleotide messenger RNA. Lineage: Eukaryota; Metazoa; Arthropoda; Insecta; Hemiptera; Aphididae. The record is from the annotation of a GenBank genome assembly.